This is a messenger RNA of Eleginops maclovinus (Patagonian blennie), 2655 nucleotides long. RefSeq names its product RFT1 homolog (gene rft1). The transcript has 10 exons. Lineage: Eukaryota; Metazoa; Chordata; Actinopteri; Perciformes; Eleginopidae. Gene Ontology annotation, cellular component: endoplasmic reticulum membrane. Bases 235 to 1860 code for a protein of 541 amino acids. The record is from RefSeq and is a predicted model, not a curated record. Gene Ontology annotation, biological process: dolichol-linked oligosaccharide biosynthetic process; glycolipid translocation.
UCCGUAAAAUGUGUACGGAAGUGUUACUACAACUAUGCUGCUUCUAGCUUCUGCUGCAGUUCACCAUAUCUAAUUUCAAACUUUUCGUUAGGAAUAAUGCGCUUUUAUCACCCCUUUUAAAGCAGCCACCACCGACGGGUUUUACGGAGUGACUCCAAAAUGAUUUUUAUUUGUAGAAAGCAGCAGAAAAGUUGUUGACUUAACGCUUUUAAGUCGAGUCAGAGGAAGUCCAAGAUGAGUACUCAGGAUGUACUGAAGAAUGCGUCCACUCUUGCGUCGUAUAAUGUGUUGCUACAGGUGAUGUUCCGUGUCCUGACCUUUUUGCUGAAUGCUUUUACCCUCCGAUUUGUGUCCAAAGAACUGAUAGGUGUUGUCAAUGUCAGGCUUACACUACUGUACUCCACAUUAGUGUUUUUAUCCAGAGAAGCUUUCCGGAGAGCCUGUCUAAGUGGAGUUUCUGGGACAAACCACAGCUGGAGACAAGUUAUCAACCUGCUAUGGCUGACGUUGCCUCUUGGUUUAUUAUGGGCUGCCUUGCUCAUCUGGGUAUGGCUGUGGCUGCUGGAGGUCCCAGACCCCCAGACUAUCCCUUACUACGGCCCUGCUGUGGUGCUAUUUGCUUUGUCAGGAGUGCAGGAGCUCCUGGCUGAGCCCCUCUGGGUCCUGGCCCAAGCUCACAUGUUUGUCCGUCUGAAAGUGGUCGCUGAGAGUUUAGCAAUGAUCGCUAAGUGCAGCAUAACUGUGGUGCUGGUGGUGUUUGCCCGUGAAUGGGGCCUUUACAUCUUCUCUGCUGCUCACUUGGUGUACACAGCGUUCCUGGUGUUCUGCUACGCUGGUUACUUCAUUCGUUUCCUGGGCUCUAAAGAGGCAGCGGAGAAGGGUUUUCCCCUGCACAGUGUCAAAGAUUUCUUGCCCCGUAGAGCCAAAGGAGAGCCGUUAGUUGAUUGGAGUCUGGCCCGGCUCACAUGGAGCUUCUUCAAGCAGUCCUUCUUAAAGCAGAUCCUGACAGAGGGAGAGCGGUACGUCAUGACCUUCCUAAACGUCCUCAGCUUUGGAGACCAGGGAGUUUAUGAUAUCGUCAAUAAUCUGGGCUCCAUGGUGGCUCGCUUUAUCUUCUUGCCUAUCGAGGAAAGCUUCUACAUCUUCUUUGCCAAAGUGCUGGAGCGGGGACGUGGUGUCAAAAGUCAAAGACAGGAAGACGUUGCCGUUGCAGCAGAGGUCCUGGAGUGUCUGCUGAAACUGGUGCUUGUGGUUGGUCUGAUCAUCUCUGUGUUUGGCUACGCAUACUCUCACUUGGCUCUGGACAUUUAUGGUGGCUCGCUACUAAGCAGUGGGGCAGGGCCCACUUUGCUGCGAUUCUACAGCUGCUAUGUUCUCCUCCUCGCUGUGAAUGGUGUAACAGAGUGCUUUGUAUUUGCUGCCAUGAGCCAACGAGAGGUUGACAAGUAUAACUUGGUGAUGCUGGCCCUGUCUCUGUCUUUCCUGUUCCUGUCCUACAUGCUGACAUGGUGGGCUGGCAGUGUGGGCUUCAUACUGGCAAACUGCCUUAACAUGGCCCUCCGCAUCUUGCACAGCGUUCUUUACAUUCACCGCUACUUCCUGUCCAGUCAGUGGAAACCUCUGCAAGGUCUGCUGCCCUCCCCGUUCCUACUGCUGGCACUGGCUGUCAGUGCCGUGGUCACAGCGCUGUCUGAGGGUGUGUUCUGCUGUGACAGCGGCUGGUUGCUAAGGCUGGUCCAUAUCAGUGUUGGAGCAGCGUGUCUUCUCGGUGUGUUAGUGGCUGUUUUUCUCACAGAGACUCAGCUCAUUCAGUUCAUAAGGACUCAGCUCUUGCCAACAUACAGAAAGAAACGCACUUAAACUGAAGUGGAAAUUGGUGGACUGGACUGGAAGAAAGCUUCUAACAAGAGCUGCUGAGUGACAGUUACUGACUGUGAAAGCAUCAUGGGAACAACUUUUUUAAACUGACCUUAGGUGUUUGUGUGUGUGUGUGUGUCUGACUGUGUCUUUGUGUGAUUGCGUGUAUGAUCCUGUGUUGGCCCAUUUAAAUAUAUACAAACAUGUCAUGAUGUAUAUAUUGUAUUAAAUCUUCUGUUCUAAUUGUGGCCGAUAAAGAAAUGAAUGUAUUGUAAGAAAAGUGAUUUUGUUAAAGGAAUUUAUCGCCAUACUCAGUAAAACAAGACAAACACAUUUAUAUGUGUAGUGUUGUAAUUACUUAUGAGGUAAAAACAUAAGGUGUUUAAACUGAAAGAAGCCCAAAGGUUUAAUUUUUUUGUAAGGCUAUCUUUAGAUCCAUUAUUUUUGCUCACAUGCUUUGUUUUCCACAAGGUAAAGAAGCAGGGGGAAUUUUGUUUCAUACUCCAUUAACAAAGCAUAAUGGUACAUAACUAUUUCAAUUUUCCAUUGCCUCAAAUGUCUAUGCACUUCUAGAGGCUGGGUUUUCACAGCACGUUUGCACCAGCUUUUUGACAGACUUUGACUUUAUGGACUGUAGGUAGGUUUCAGUUAAGCCACUGUUUGACCUGUUGCUUGGAAACACUUUCUUGUUAGUCCUCCCUUUGUACUUAUGGCCGCUGAAAUAAGGGUCCCUGAGGGCUGAAUAAUGAUGUAAUUAUGGAGAAUGAGCAUGAAGGGGUGGGAACAACAUUCUUCUCU